Molecule: messenger RNA, 207 nt
Organism: Perkinsus marinus ATCC 50983
Lineage: Eukaryota; Perkinsozoa; Perkinsida; Perkinsidae
Exons: 3
Coding region: 1-207 (68 amino acids)
Source: RefSeq, a predicted model, not a curated record
AUGAGUGCUGGAGGUGCUUUUAUCACUGGGUAUAAGCUGUGUAGCACCAGCGAGGCGCAGUGUGUUGCUGCGAAUAGUACUACCGUUUACCAUCAAUGGUCACGACCGACCGUCUCGGCGAACGUGACGUUCACUGUCCAGGCUGAAAACGCCUGUGGUUUUGGCACAGCUUCGUUGCUGGAUUAUUUAUGUGCUUUCCUCGGCUGA